GUCUUCCACUAUCUGAUCAUGGGUCCUGGCGAAGCAGUAGAUGGCCGUGAUGCCUUUAUAUGCAAGUUUUCCCUUGAUCGUGAAUAUUAACUCCAUUAAAUUAAGCUAAAACUCUCUGAUCUCAUGGCCUCUCUUCCACCUCGUUCAACUCUCCAACCCAACAGUACAAACCCAGAAAUCGAGACUGCAUUCGAAAUGGAAAGUCCUGCCAUGAUCAAUGUCGUAGUGCAAAACAAAAGUCAUGAUCAAGAAGAAGAUGCUGAUCUUAACAUGAAGCAGCUAAUUCGGACUCGAGAUAUUGAUCAUCAUGAGCCUGCAGAUGAUCAUCUGGAUGGUGUUUUCUUGACAUGGAAGGAUCUAUGCGUAACUGUUUCCAAUGGAAAAAGUGGCACAAAACCGAUCCUUCAGAGUCUGACUGGUUAUGCCCGACCUGGGGAGCUUCUGGCCAUAAUGGGUCCUUCCGGUUGUGGCAAGUCUACACUUCUUGAUGCAUUAGCGGGGAGGUUGAGUUCAAACACGAGGCAAACGGGAGAGAUUCUGGUCAACGGUCGUAAGCAGACCCUCGCUUAUGGAACAUCGGCAUAUGUAACACAAGAUGAUACUUUAAUGAUGACUUUGACGGUUAGAGAAGCAGUGUACUACUCAGCCCAGCUCCAAUUACCGGACUCGAUGUCAAAAUCAGAGAAGAAGGAGAGAGCAGACAUGACAAUAAGAGAGAUGGGUUUGCAAGACGCCAUUAAUACAAGAAUUGGAGGUUGGGGAGUCAAAGGCAUUAGUGGUGGACAAAAGAGGAGAGUAAGCAUUUGCAUAGAGAUCCUAACCCGCCCCAAGCUUCUCUUCCUAGACGAACCAACAAGUGGGCUUGAUAGUGCAGCUUCAUACUAUGUCAUGAGCAGGAUUGCACGCCUAGGUCAAAGAGAUGGGAUUGGAAGGACCAUUAUUGCAUCUAUUCAUCAGCCUAGCAGCGAAGUCUUUCAGCUCUUUCACAAUCUUUGUCUCCUGUCUUCAGGUAGAGCUGUAUACUUUGGUCCUGCUUCAACAGCAAAUGAGUUUUUCUCUUUGAGUGGUUUCCCUUGCCCGACCCUCCAAAAUCCAUCUGAUCACUUCCUAAAAACCAUAAACAAGGAUUUCGAAAAGGACUUUGAAGAGGGUUUAGCUGGAGCGCUAUCCACAGAGGAAGUAAUUCAGUUACUUAUAAAGUCGUAUAAAUCAUCAGAAAGGUACCAACAAGUACCAAAGCAGGUAGCUGAAAUAUGCAAACAGGCCUACGGAGAGUUGGAGACGAAGAGAAGCCAUGCGAGCUUCCUUACUCAGUGUCUUGUUCUAACAAGAAGAUCUUUUGUGAAUAUGUAUCGUGAUCUAGGCUACUACUGGUUGCGCCUGGCAAUUUAUAUCGCAUUGGCUAUUGGCCUUGGUACUGUGUAUUUCAACAUUGGGAAUUCUUAUGCUUCAAUUCAGGCUAGAGGUUCACUGCUCACAUUUAUAGCUUCAUUCCUAACGUUCAUGGCCAUCGGUGGUUUUCCUUCAUUUGUGGAGGACAUGAAGAUAUUUGAGCGAGAAAGAUUAAAUGGGCAUUACGGUGCUGGUGCAUUUGUCAUUAGCAACACACUCUCUGCCGUGCCCUACUUGUUACUGGUUUCAAUAAUUCCUGGAGCAAUAGCUUAUUACCUACCAGGACUACGCAGAGGACAAGAAUACUUUGUUUACUUUGUUUCGGUUCUGUUUGCUUGCAUGAUGUUGGUGGAGAGCCUAAUGAUGCUUGUGGCAAGCAUUGUGCCCAAUUAUCUCAUGGGUAUAAUAACUGGUGCUGGAAUUCAAGGGCUAAUGAUUUUAGUUGGGGGAUUCUUCAGACUGCCAAAUGAUCUUCCUAAACCCGUGUGGAAAUACCCAUUACAUGAAAUGGCUUUCCAUAAGUAUGCCUACCAAGGAAUGUUCAAGAAUGAGUUUGAAGGAGCAGUGUUUCAGAAUAACCAGAAAUUAGAUGCAGGAGGCCGGCCAGUACCCAUGAUCAUCACUGGGGAUGAAAUCUUGAGAGAUACAUGGCAAGCUGAAAUGGGUUACUCCAAGUGGGGUGAUCUUGCUGUUUUGCUAGGAAUGAUAGCUUGCUAUCGACUCUUGUUUCUGGUCAUCAUCAAGGGUACUGAAAAGUUCAAGCCCCUGAUCAAGGCUCUCAAGUCUAGGUCUUCCAAACAAGCUGCAGUACUGGUUACCGUGAAUCCUUCUUCUACACCCUUGCAUGAAUGAAGAGAAGCUUUACUAGUAGAUUAGGUUUAAAUGUCAUGUACUGAAAAUCAAGCAGCUUAUCCUUGCGAAAACAAAUUAUGAGAUUGAACCUGUGUUUGAUAAUAAUGCUACACUACAGGUUGC
This is a messenger RNA of Juglans microcarpa x Juglans regia, 2367 nucleotides long. RefSeq names its product ABC transporter G family member 1-like. The coding region runs from base 124 to 2244 and encodes 706 amino acids. Gene Ontology annotation, cellular component: membrane. The record is from RefSeq and is a predicted model, not a curated record. NCBI's taxonomy places the organism in Eukaryota, Viridiplantae, Streptophyta, Magnoliopsida, Fagales, Juglandaceae. The transcript has 8 exons. Gene Ontology annotation, molecular function: ATP hydrolysis activity; ABC-type transporter activity; ATP binding.